CUUCGGAAACCGCGCGGCGGUGCACAAUGGAACGAAGAGAGUGCAGCUUCUGCGACGUCACAUUGUUGUGAGCGGUAUAGAUUACAGGCUUCGAAUUUUUUAUGUGUUUUUUUAUUUUUAUUUUCUGCUUCUUUGAACUUAAGUACAACGCGUCUUCUAUGUACAUGCGCUACGCGUAGAAGCUUGCGAUACGACCUGAAACGACAGAAUCCGCAGACGGUGCUCCUUUUGUUUUCGUGUUGUCGCUCAGCUGCUUGCCUCGAAAGUGCUAUGACGUACGACCUGCACAUGAGAGCACGCGCUCGCAGCUCGCACUCUUGCUGCAGACGCGGCGAGGACACUGAAGCGAUGAAAAGGCAGCACGGCGCUGGCGGGAUCCCGUGCAUGCUCAACGUUCCUUAAAAGCGUUCCACGGCUGCAGACGAUAUUAUACGAGCUCCUGAAACGUGAGCUUAGAGAAAAAAAAAGGAAAAAGCGGCUACUGAAGCGGCGAAAACAAAGCAGACUCGAAUCCUACGCGAGCGAAACAGACUUCAAGGGCGGCAUGAAACUGAAAGCUCCAGCUGUCAUCGUGUUCUUCGUUCCGGUAGUGCUGGACUUAUGGAUGUUCUCAGUGGCCGUAAGUGUUCUACCCAGCAAGUUGAUCACAUUGACGAAGGAUCACACAGAAGACUACAUCGAAAGUCCAAACUAUCCCGAUGACUAUUACCCUCAAGACACACAAAUUCAAUACAAAGUUGAGGUGAAGAUGGGAAACAACGUGCUCCAGGAGAUGGCGCGGAUCCAGGUGACGUUCGAGGUGUUCUUGAUGGAGCGUAGUGCCUUCUGCCACAAGGAUGGCCUCGACAUCGUCGACAGAACCGGCGAAGUGAGAGCGUACUGCGGUCCCCAGAGCGGCCGCAACUUUCUGAUGGAGGACAGCGUCAUCAUCAUGCGGAUGUACACGGACGCAAACGGGCGCGAUCGUGGCUUCCGGAUCCGUGUUCGCCUGCAUCAGUCACCCUGUGGUGGUGUGUUGCGGCUUUCCCGGUCGGGAUACAUCACUACGCCCGACUAUCCGUACAGUUACGGGGCCCACAGGUUGUGUGUAUGGAGGAUACAGGCCACCUUUGGCAUGCGCAUCAAGCUGAGCUUCGAUGGCUACUUCGAUAUGAGAAGCGACGACCAUGACACCUGCUUCAUGGAUUAUCUCGAGAUUAGCCGAUCGGGCAAGUUCGAAACUGACUCGCAGCGGUACUGCGGACAGACGCGACCCAAGACGAUCAUGUCUACUACUAACAAGGUUGAGCUGAAGUUUGUGAGUGACUGCUGCGAGGAAGGACGUGGUUUUAAACUGCGCUAUGACAUUAUUCCUUCUUGGUCCGUUGUGCCUACACCAGCCACUGAUAGGUACAAGCCAGUACCAUGCCACAUGGCAGAUUGCGGCAAACCCCAGGAGCUGCUUCCCAGGAUUGUCGGCGGUCAAGAGUACACCGAGCACAAACACCCGUGGCUCGUAACAUCUUCGAAGGAGAAGUACACGUGGUGCAGCUUGUCCUCCGAGGUCCAGUUUUUGAAGGCUGCGACCCUUUCGAAAGUCUCGAUCCAGGUUUCUGGAUCUUCCGACGAAGCUCCACGGAAGGUGGCCAUCUUCGACAAGUACAGUGAUUUCAUCUGCGUCGGUAGCCUGGUCUCUCCACGCCAUAUCCUGACCGCCGCUCACUGUUGCGAUGGUCAAGAGAGCCUCAGCGUCAAGACGGGUGUGCAUCGUCUCACUGACGGCCCACACCAAGCUGUCCUACGUUGCCACAUGCACCCGCACUACAGGAAGCGCAACCUGGCUAACGACAUUGCUCUUCUAGAGCUCGUCGUCAGUGUCGACUACAACGAGUUUCAGAGGCCCAUCUGUCUUCCUCUGGACGCCAAAGACCUUGUGGGAAAGGACGGUGUCAUCGCCGGAUGGGGUCGAGAGUCUUACGGUGGUCGAGACAGACAGACGCCGAAGGAGGCCUCGGUACCUUUCGUCUCCCAGUCAGAGUGCACGUCGAAAUACGGUGCCAUCAUUCUCGAGUCAAACGUCUGCGCCGGCGGUGACGUGGAAGAUGCUUGUCAGGGUGACAGCGGAGGGCCUUUGAUGUCUACUGCGCACGCUCGCAACCGGGUUGUCCAGAUGGGCAUUGUCUCGACGGGAAUCGGGUGCGGCCGCAAGGGACACCCGGGCAUCUACACCCGGCUGACCUCGUACCACGACUUCGUCUACAACUUAACUCACCAGCAGUGGUGCACGGUGAAGUCGCGGUUGUGAGAAACAGUCGACGGGUGUCGAAGCACAAGUGAACACCUCGUGAAGGGAAAGAAGCUAUAGCUGCAGUUAAUUCUACUGCACCCAUCAUUUUAGUAGCGCGGCACACAGACACCAUUUGUGAAAAAAAAAAAAACUCAAAGAUUCCGUUGCACAUGGAACACCAUGAGAAAAUCUGCGAAUUUUUCAUCAUAUCAACCAUGCCACAGUUUCUCACUAUUCGACUUUCAUCGACUACGUCUCUGUUAUAUGAGCAGUCAAUUCGGCACGGAGAGAGGAUGCCAUCUAUCAUUGCGCCCUCGCUUAACUUUGUAAUUUUCACUUUACCUCAAUCAGACGUACAAAGAGUCCACUUCUUCAAGUAAUAUAUAAUAAAUAUACUAAACAAAAUCACAGCAACAGGAGUUAAUAAUUGAAGGACCAGGUAAAAUGUGAUGCUUGGAAUUAUACUUGGCACUUAACAUCCUUCCCACUAUAGAAAAUAAUAGAGGCGCACUCCACAACCGAGUCCAAGUAAACAUCACGGUGGCGCUUCAUACUAAAGAUAUUUAGGGUGAAGCUUUGAAGCCCCAACUAUCAAAAAAUAAACAAAGAACGCCGUGACAGUCUAGACAUGGGGGUGUCAACAUGUGUUGUUCGUGCUGCGAUAACAACUUGAGUAAAAUAGACGCGUGCCCUGUGGGCGGAGGGUUGCAGGCCCGGUGAGGAGGAGGAGCUUAAUACGAAUGGUCGGCCUUAUACACAGGGUGUCCCAGCUAACUUUAGCCAGAGUUGAAAAAUAUGCGAAUGCUACAUAGCUGGACAGAGCCAGGGUAAUGGUGUUUGCCGUCGCUUGGAGAUACUUAGAUAAUUUUUUUCAUUCCGCCUAAUUAGAUAAUUAGUCCUCGUUAAUUAUCUUCCCAAAUGUUAUAACUAGAUAAAAAGUGUCAACGAGAAAAUUGUAGAGCGACAGGAAACGCUCCCGGUACAGCUUUAUCUUGCGCAAUACGUGCUACAUAAAAGUGACUGUCCGAGCGUGAAAGAAGCCCGCGAAUACACGCAAAAUUGCCGCGCGACUGG
This is a messenger RNA of Dermacentor andersoni, 3340 nucleotides long. NCBI's taxonomy places the organism in Eukaryota, Metazoa, Arthropoda, Arachnida, Ixodida, Ixodidae. The record is from RefSeq and is a predicted model, not a curated record.